AUGUUCAAGAUCAUUGCUAUCUCAGCCCUCGCUGCCCUCGCUCAAUGUGGAACUGUUGGAGUCGAAGCCUGGCCCGCCCUCCACCUCUUCACCACCUUCAAGACUGAUGCCUCCGUUUUCACCUGGGAUGGAAGCAAGCUCACCCCAUUCAAGGACGUGACUGCUACUCUUAAGGUCGACGGAGACAGAAACAAGAUCAAGAUUGAUGCUAAGGUCUCAAUCCCACUUGUUGGAAAGGUCAACGCUGAGGUUCUUGCUGACCUCACUGAAGGUAUGGCCUACGAGUAUGUCCCCUUCCUCGGACUCUGCCAAAAGACCCCAUUGAAUGUCACCCUUCAACUUAAGGAUGUCCUCCAAAAGGUCUACUCACCAAACGGUGGAAUUACCACCUAUGAUGGAGAAUCUACUGCCCCAUGGGACAACACCAAGAUGUACAAAUUCCACGGACAAGGUCCCGACGCCGUCGUCUCAGCCUACUUCGAUGAGACCCAAGAAAACGGAAAAUGGAUCCAAGAAACCCCAACUGACCCAAAGAACCCAGCUGUCGUUGUUUCAAUCCCCAACGGUGAAGUUCAAGCCACCUUCACUGAUGCCGACUUCGUUAUCAGUGGUUGCUCAAAGUUCGAGACUGAGAAGAGAAUUAACAUCUGGGCUUGA
Molecule: messenger RNA, 657 nt
Organism: Stylonychia lemnae
Lineage: Eukaryota; Ciliophora; Spirotrichea; Sporadotrichida; Oxytrichidae
Source: the annotation of a GenBank genome assembly